Messenger RNA from Penicillium concentricum, 5475 nucleotides. RefSeq names its product ankyrin repeat domain-containing protein. The transcript is spliced from 7 exons. Lineage: Eukaryota; Fungi; Ascomycota; Eurotiomycetes; Eurotiales; Aspergillaceae. Bases 1 to 5475 code for a protein of 1824 amino acids. Gene Ontology annotation, molecular function: protein binding. The record is from RefSeq and is a predicted model, not a curated record.
AUGGAGGCCGCAGAGCAAAAGGUGUUGACUUUGAAGGGACUCAUCGAAAGCGAAAGGGUGAAAGACAUCCACGAUGGCAUUUCGAUGAUGCUCAUAACGGUGACCUCAACCGCCGAAGGCGUCCACAAUAUCCAAGCAAGACUGGAGGCAACACUAACAGACCUUGAGAGACCUCUCGUUAGGAUUACGGAUCAGGUAUCUGACCUUCAUGGUGCUCUAAAAGAGAGCGAGAGAAACGAGCUUCUAACGUGGGUUUCCCCUAUCCCCGCUCAACAACACUACAGAGAGGCAUUGGCAUCUGUACUAUUUGGCUCGGGCGAGUGGCUCUAUCAAGAACAACGCUUCGUGACCUGGAGGGACUCAAGUAGUUCUGAAACCUUUUGGUUACAUGGCAUACCGGGCUGCGGAAAGACAAAACUUGCUGCGGUCAUAAUCCAACACCUACGUCAACAGAGUGGUGGUGCAUCUCAACCAGCGCCAAUAGCCCAUUUUUUCUGUUCUCGGAACCUUGCAGAGCCGGAACGAACCGACCCCCAAGAUAUAAUCCGAUCAUUGGUAAAGCAGGUUUCUCUAACAAGAGAAGGAAAUGUUUUUCGCGUCCGAAGUCCGCUACUGAAAGCGUAUAAAUCACGACAAGCAGAAGCGAGCCAUACCGGAGAAAGACCGGCACCGCUGACGGUAGAAGAAUGCGUUGAAAUCAUGUGUGAAAUCGGCCGAGCGACUCCGUUUACAAUUGUCAUUGAUGCGUUAGACGAAUGCACCUCUCAGCAGCGACGGAUUCUCCUUCAGGCUCUUGAGGGGAUUCGACAACGGUGUCGGGAUGUUGUCAAGAUUUUCGUUUCAAGUCGAUACGAAGAAGAUAUUGCAGUGUCAUUCAAGAAAGGUGAUAUCUUGGAGGUAACUUCCCAAACAAAUUAUGAAGAUUUGAAGCAAUUCGUCGAAGUCGAGGUCGAAACAUUCGUGAAGAGAUGGUCUACUAUGCAUGGCGAGUCAAUCGCGGUGCUGCAGAAGCUUGGGGAGGACAUAAAGGAGGCACUUAUGACAGGCGCACAAGGAAUGUUUCUCUGGGUGACUCUCCAGCUCGAAAGCAUCAGCGAUACCGAACAUGUCAAGGAUAUUGAAAGUAUUCGCCAAGUCUUGACUUCGCUGCCUCCAACUCUUCGCAAAUCAUACGAGGCUAUCUACAAACGAAUAGAGUCUAUGGGUGAAAGCACGAGAAGGGUGGCAAUUCAAAGCUUUCAGUGGCUCUUGUGUGCGAAAAGAAAGCUCUCAGUUUCCGAAUUUGUGGCUGCUAUGGGCAUGUCCUCGAGCCCGUCAUCUCAUGUAUCAGCACGGUCAAUCCGCGACUACUGCUGCAACCUGGUGAUUAUAGACAACGAAUCAGACACAUUCCGUCUAGCUCACUUGACAGUCCGAGAAUUCCUUGAGACUUUACUUGAGUUCUCUAUCGACGAGUCUAAUGCAACUGUUGCCAAUAGGUGCUUAGGCUUAUACAUAGGGGAUAACUGCGAGUCUGACAUCUUGAGCUACGCUACUUGGUACUGGCCCGCUCAUGUAGAGCAGCUCAGUGGAUCACCUCAAAGAGCAGCGAUCAAGCCAGCACUUCUCGAGUUUUUCACGGAAGAAGAACACUUUGAAGAUUGGCUAGAUGAUCUUGAUGCACUACCGAUUGAGGAAGGUCCUAGUUGGAGUAACAUGCUCCACAGAAAGCUCGCUGCAUCAUUCGCCUCGCCACCAUCCGCAUUGUUUAUGAUUUCUUGCUUUGGCCUUGAAGAAGUACUUGAAUCUUCCGACCUUGCUCGGAUGAUGGAUGUGAAUCAAAGGAAUAAGCAUGAUACUUCGGCCCUAUACAUGUCCGCUCGUUGGGGCCACGUCGCGAUAACCCAGAGACUCCUAGACCUGGGAGCAGCUGUGGAUGCCCCCGGCUCUCAAUAUGGAAGUGCACUGCAGGCAGCAUGUUUUGCUGGACAGGAAGAAAUUGUAAAUCUUUUACUAGAUAAAGGUGCCUCUUUCUUCCCAGACGAAUCUUCCCUAGCUGGAAAGGGGGAGUAUUCGACUCCGCUUCAAGCUGCUUUAGCCAAUGGACAUGAUGGGGUCGCCCAAUUGUUAAUUGAUAGGGGAUGCAAAUUGACCAAAAAGAAACAAUUUGACGAUGCCAUGGAUACUGCAAGUUUCAGGGGCAAUGUCAAUAUUGUGGAACGACUUCUGAGUGGCAAGGCUGGUGUUUUCACACCAAACACUAUGCCCGAUCCGCUCCAGGUUGCUCUCUUUGGGGGCAAAGCACGACAAGCAAAACGCCUAAUACAAGAAUACGGCAAUGGUCGCAUUGAUGAAGAGAUAGGAUACUUUGGAAAUGCCCUCGCCGCCGCUAUUGCCAGCCGAAAGCUCGGUCUCGUACAACUUGUCGUCGAUGCUGGCGCCAACCUUGACACUCGCGGACGUUUUGGCUCUCCCUUGCGGAGUGCCGUUAUAUCUGAUCAUCUCGACAUUGCAAGGUAUCUAUUGAAGAAAGGGGUCAGCCCUAACACCAAAGACGAGAAGCUCGGUGACCCGCUCCAAGCCGCUGCCUCUUUAGGAAAUGUCGAUAUGAUGCUGUUGCUGCUGGAUCAUGGAGCACAUGCGGAUGGAUGCGGUGGCCACUUUGGCAACACGCUACAAGCUGCCUCUUUUAAUGGACAUGAGCAGUGCGUUCGACUCUUGAUUGAGCGUGGCGCUGCAUUAGACCGCAAAUAUCAUCAGAUGCCGGUCCGAUAUCGUGAUACGCUGCAAGCUGCAGUGUAUGCUGGCCAUGAGAAUAUUGUCGAGAUACUCUUCGCGGCUGGGGCAAAGCUUAACCGAAUAAGUUGGGGUAGGGGUGUAAGGCACGGCAUGCAUUCUCGGUCUAAGAGGAUUACACUGCCUGGAUCAAGGACAGCUACGGGAGGACUGGACAUACCGGAAAAGCUGGGGCCGCUUGAGGUCGCUGCUCGAAAAGGCAAUGCCAUUUUGGUUAAGAUGUUACUAGCCAAGGGGGCUCGCAUAGAUGCCAUGGAUGAUGAUUCUAGCUAUGGUAGGUACCACUCGGAAUGUACAUACACUGCAUCGCAGAUCGCGGGUUUCUGGGGACAUCUACCGGUGGUGGAACUUCUCUUAUACCAUGGAGCAGACAUCAAUGUUGUGCGACAAACUCUCGGGACUCCCUUACAAGCGGCUUUGGAGGGAGGUCAUUUCGAUGUCGCUGAGCUGCUGCUGUCCCGGGGGGCAGAAAUCGAUAAGCAUUGGGGCAUGUUUGGGUCAUGCCUCCAGGUUUAUUCGGAGCGAGGACACCUUGAGAUCGUUAAGUUUCUACUGGAUCGAGGAGCAAACAUUGAAGAUUCGGGCGGUGAAAAUGGUAAUGCACUUCAGGUUGCCUGUGAUGCAGGGCAUAUCGACAUUGUUCUGUUCUUGCUUGGCAAGCAUGCGGAUGUGAGGGCAUCUGGAAAGAAUCUAGGAAAUGCACUGCAAGCAGCCUCUGCUAAGGGACACCUCGACAUAGUCAAACUGCUUCUUCGCCGAGGUAUAGAGGUGGAUGAGGCUGACACCGAUUCUGAAACAGCGCUCUGCCUCGCUGCAAACAACGGACACGAGCAGACGGUGCUCUUUCUGCUGCAACAAGAAGCCAGCAUCGAUGGUAAUUCCACUCUUCUUAAAUAUGAUGCCAGUGAAGAACCAGAACCGCCUAGCCAAAUUCCCCGGGCCGGAAUGCUGCAUAAAGCUCUCCCGCACAACAGGCACAAAAGUCCCCGGGAAGAUAUUCUUGCAAUUGCUCUUCAUCUCGCUGCCAGUAGUGGACACGAAUCUACCGUUUCUAUUCUCCUCGAAAAUGGGGCAAACACACAUCAUAAAGGAAAAUUACCCUGUAAGAGAACGGAUGCCUCCGACAGCACACCACUUUUCGCAGCAUGUUUUUGCGGUCAUGCUUCCACUGCCAGACGGCUAUUUCAACACGACCCAUGGAGCUAUAUAUCUCAUAACACGUUUAUGUCUGCCGUGAAGACAAGUCUGGCUCGUGGCAAAAAGGAAAUUGCAACAAUGCUGGUUCAAGAGGCAAUUCUCGCAGGGUUCAAAGCCGAACACUUUGACGGCGCGUUCAGAUACGCCUGUGCAAACGGAUACGCGGAGUUUUUGAAGCAAAUUUUGGAACAUUUCGUUCACGAAAACUUGCCCACCGCCCUUUUGCUGGCAGCAGAAGAAGGCAGAGGCGCCGUUGUUGAGGUUUUGCUGCAAAACGGAGCUGACGUGGAUAUUCCUGACGAGGAUGGCAAUCUAGCAUUGGACUUAGCCAUAAAAGGAAUCAAGAAAAACAGAGCUCCAUCAAACUGGAUCGAAGUCCUUAUGAUCUUGCUUUGUGCAGGGGCUGAUACAGAUGACUUAUCUGGCAAAACCAGGGAGGUUUUCCCGGAUAUUGCAAAGUACGGCAGAGUCGAUAUCCUGAGAACAUUGGAUCACUCCGGAUACAAUAUACUCGACGAUGCUACACUCUAUCCAGAGGCUUUGGUCCAAGCUUCGGCCGACGGCAACAUUGAAAAGAUCAACUACAUGCGUUCCAAGCAUGUCCCUUCAACUAAGAAUAUCAAAGAUGCUGUUCUAGCUGCAAUUAAUUGGCAAAGUGAUCGAACAGAUCGUAUACCGACGAUCAAGACACUCCUGAGUCUCAAAACACCGCUAUUAUUUGAUGGAAAUCAGGAUUUCGAGCCAUUGGUAAUAGCCUCUGAGAAGAAACAUCUCAGCAUCGUGGCCAUCCUACUCCAACACGCUAGACACGGCAGAUCUGUCGUUGAAACAGCCUUCGAAGCAGCUAUACGGAGGAAUAGCGUCGUCUGCAUACGGCUAAUUCUUGAGUCGCAGAGCUGGGAACCUGCUGAACGCCUUGGGCUUUGUUCUCGCUCUAUUCUGAAACAUGGUCCGUGCAUCAAUAAGGAUAUACUUGCGUAUCUGUUUGAUCAAGGGGUAUCCCCAAACACAAGGGAUCCCCAGACUGGUGCAACUCUGUUGUAUAUCGCCGCUACCAAGAGUUUUUACAACGGCGAAGCUGUUCGGAAUUUUGUGGCCCAUGGCGCAGCUCUCGACCUCGAAGGAGGCGAGUAUGGGACAGCGCUACACGGAGCAGCAGUAGCUGGGAACUGGAAGUCAGUGGACUUACUCCUUUCAUCUGGUGCAGAUGUUAAUGCACAGAAUGGGCGUUUUGGUACGCCGCUGAUGGUAGUUAUGUUGCAGACAUGGGAGAAAGAUCGCUGCCGAGUGGAGUCCAAGCUCGAUUUUAUGAUAGAAUGUUUUCAGUGCCAUCGAUGCUGUGCAAGGAAACUGCUAGAUUGGGGUGCGGAUGUCGAUGCCGAAGGUGGAGAGUUUGGUACGGCGCUACGUGCUGCACAGAAGGUUGGAAACAAGCCGGGAAUAAAGAUGCUCCUGGAAGACGAGGAGUCCGAUGGUGAUAACAGCGAGGUUUCCGAGUUCUAG